AUGCUCACCUGGCUUCAGACUCUGAGUAAUAAAAGAACUAGGUCAGAAUCAGAGGACUCGCUGGCUGACACCCCACCAAGCCAGAAUGAUAUCGCUGCAGGUCAGACGCAAGUUAAUGAAAGCAGCACUUGUGCCGCUGUCGAUGAGGUUCUCACAUGUGGCGACGAGGACGAGAGUGACACCACUUCUACCGAUGACAACAGCCGCGUUAGCGAGCAUGAGUGGCCAGAAUGUUGGUCUCAAGCACAAGUCCGGUAUUUCUCCACAAAUUACAAGUGGCUGAUGAGCAGAAAUCAAAAGUUGGGUUGUAGUGUGUGUAGUCAAGUUUGUGCUCGCGUGGACAUGCAGCAAGGGCAGAGAGUGUCGCAGGAGUGGAGUGGGUGCUUAAUCUCGUCUUUUGGAAGGGACAAGGCUGCACAACAAAACUCACUACAAAAGAAAAUAAAAGAGCACAGAGACUCAAUUUAUCACAAGAAAGCAGUUGAAAUAAAAGAGAAGGCAACACAAAAUACAAUGCAAAAACACAUUGAAGAUAUGAGAAAGGCUGACUACGCUUCAGCUUGCAAUGUGUUUAGAACAACUUAUAAGAUUGGCAAGCAUGGGCGUCCCUUUACAGACAUGCCAAUAGAUGUCCAGUUGCAAGUCUUAAAUGGUGUCAAGAUGGGCAGAGUUUUGCACUCUAAUAACUCAUGUGCAAAUAUACUGGAUCACAUUGCAGCUGAAAUGAAAAAGAAGGUAGUCAAUGACAUAGUGAUGAAUGAAAGAAAAUUGUGUGUGCUCAUUGAUGAAUCCACUACAAUAGGUGGAAAGUCUGUGCUUGUCGUGUGCCUGCGGUCAGCUAUUUCCAGUGAAAAGCCAGACACAAUAUUUUUUGAACUGAUUGAGCUGCAGGGGACCACAGCAAAGGACAUCACUGAAGCACUGUUAGGAUGUCUUCAUAAUAAUGGCUUUGACCCUCACUACCUACAGGAACAUUUGUUGGCAUUUGCUUGUGAUGGAGCCUCAGUGAUGCUUGGGAGGAAAGCAGGAGUUGCUGCGCAGCUUUGUUCCAAAUUCCCUUACCUGUUUGUCUGGCAUUGUUCCAAUCACAGACUGGAACUGGCAGUUUGUGAUGUUUUGAAGGAGCGUCUCCUUGUGAUAGGCCGUGUUUUAUCAGUGCGUUGGGUUGCUUCAAGUGAGAGAACAGUGAAAGCAGUAUGGGAGAACUACCAAGCUCUGCAGGUACACUUUACAAGUGCUGCUGCUGAUACCAGCAGGGACUCAAGAGAGAGAGCAAAAUACAAAGGACUCGAUGUUCUCACUACUGAUUCUUUUGUGGUCAAUCUUGGCAUCAUGUAUGAUGCUCUCACAGAACUCAGUGACCUAUCAAGAAUGCUCCAGAGACGGGACAUGACUUUGGAUCAAGCCGACAGGCAGCUGGACCGACAAAUCCGGGUGUUUGAGUCAAUGGUAUCCACACCUGGUCCCUACACACAAACUGCCAUUGAAGCUGAAAAGAAGAAAUUCUUCAGAAAUGUAUGCCUGCAUGAAAAUCAGAGGGUUAUAAAAAUCAACCCUGGGCAAUUUUUCCGUAGCCUGGCUGAAAAUGUUAAGUGCAGGAUGACUCCAACAACUUCCUCACAUGUCAGUAGAACCUCAUCUGAAAAGACAGAUAGUCACCUCCUCUCAGACAUCAAGGUCCUCCAGUCUGACUCCUGGCCUGCAUCUCUAGAUAUUCAAUAUGGGGAUGCAGCGGUCAGACGUUUAUGUCAGAGAUUCAGAGUUGGGGAGAGGGAAAGUGUCCUAGGAUUUAGGGAGUAUAAAGACCUUAAUGCUUCCAAGACACCAGAAGCCCUGAAGCCUCUUCUUAAAGCUGUCCACACCAUUGCAGUAUCAACAAGUGAAUGCGAGCGAGCUUUCAGCUCAAUGAAUGAUACUUUGACAGAUAAAAGAAACUCUCUCGACAUCAAAAGGCUUUCAAAUCUGAUCUUCCUGAAAUGCAACGGACCACCCUUGGAUCAGUUUAAUGCACAAACAUAUGUGCAGACAUGGCUGGCACUAGGGAGGAGAAGUGCAGCAUCCACAAACUGCGAAGCCCAAAGUGCAGGGAAAGUGGAGCCCAAAACGUGCUGGAGCCUUUUCUAG
This is a messenger RNA of Xyrauchen texanus (razorback sucker), 2124 nucleotides long. Its product is annotated as E3 SUMO-protein ligase KIAA1586-like. The record is from RefSeq and is a predicted model, not a curated record. Gene Ontology annotation, molecular function: protein dimerization activity. The transcript is spliced from 2 exons. NCBI's taxonomy places the organism in Eukaryota, Metazoa, Chordata, Actinopteri, Cypriniformes, Catostomidae. Bases 1 to 2124 code for a protein of 707 amino acids.